Molecule: messenger RNA, 3555 nt
Organism: Centruroides sculpturatus (bark scorpion)
Lineage: Eukaryota; Metazoa; Arthropoda; Arachnida; Scorpiones; Buthidae
Exons: 29
Coding region: 99-3095 (998 amino acids)
Molecular function (GO): iron ion binding; heme binding; oxidoreductase activity, acting on paired donors, with incorporation or reduction of molecular oxygen
Source: RefSeq, a predicted model, not a curated record
UUGUGUAUCAUUGAAUUGCUCUCGUAUAAUGUCAGUUAUUUUUACGUGUUUUUUAAAUAUAAUUUAACAAACAAUUAUUUUAACUUUUAAAAACAUAAAUGGCAUACAUUACUCCUAUAUCUUAUUAUAUUUUAAUCCCAGUAGGAAUUCUUCUCUUAAUUUAUCUUUUUCUCACAAAACACUUCGAUUAUUGGUAUAAUCUUGGAAUCCCCGAAGUACCUCCAAUAAUUUUUACAGGUUCAAAAGGCUUAGAUUUCAGAACUCCAAUGGGAAAAUUAGAUCAAAAAUGGUACGAAAAAUACGGCAAAAUUUUUGGUAUUUAUGAAGGUUUUACUCCAGUUCUUAUGAUAGCAGAACCAAAGUGGAUAAGGAAUAUUUUAGUUAAAGAUUUUCAAUACUUUGUGGAUUUAAGAACCCCUCUAUUUGUCGAUCCUAUUAUAGAUAGGAUGCUUUAUGUACAAACUGGUAAAAAAUGGAGACAAAUGAGAGUGUUGAUAACUCCUACUUUUACUUUUAGUAAAAUAAAAAUGAUGACCAAUUUAAUUAUUGAAUGCGCCCAAACUUUAGCAGAGAAUUUGUUUGAAGUUGCUGAAGAAAUGAUAGAAGUCGACAUUGAAAAAUACUUCGGUGCAUAUUUUAUAGAUGUUAUUGCUAAAUGUGCCUUUGGUAUUACAUUAGAUUCGCAAAAGGAUCCAAAUAAUCCUUUUGUGAAAGCUGCCAGAAAUACUAUAAAUCCUGGUCCAUGGAAAGUUUAUUUAUCAAUUUUCUUUCCCAAUUUGACUAAAUUCCUUCGUUUAUCUGUUUUUGCUCGUUCUACAACACGACUUUUUAAGAAAUUGCUCGAAGAAGCAAUAGACAAAAGGAAGAAAAUGAAAGAUGAAGAAAAACCAAAUGAUAUUCUACAGUCGCUACUGGAAAUACGAAUUAAUGAUAUUAUUGCAAAAAAGUUCGAAAAGAAAGUUUUUGAAUUUGAAGAUAUAAUGGCCCAGUGCAUGAUGUUUUUCGUCAAAGGUUAUAUGUCAACAAAUGCUACAUUUACAUUUUUAGCUCAUGAACUUGCUAAACAUCCAGACAUUCAAGAGAAACUUAUAAAGGAAAUUGAUGAAACUUUUAAGGAUAAAAAAGAAAUAAAUUAUGAUUCGAUUGUUGGAAUGAAUUAUCUUGACGCAGUUUUUCAGGAAACGUUGAGAUUAUACACCCCUUUACCGAGAUUGGAAAGAACAUUGACAAAAGAGUAUAUGUUUGAAAAUACUGGAGUAAAAAUACCGACACAUACAAUUGUAGCAAUUCCAACAUAUGCUAUACAUCACGAUCCACAAUACUUUCCUGAUUCAGAUAAAUUUAUUCCUGAGAGGUUUUUAUCCGAAAAUAAACAGACCCUCUAUCCCUAUACUAAUUUACCUUUUGGAGCAGGACAAAGAUAUUGCUUAGGUAUGAGAUUAGCUACUCUUGAAAUUAAAAUUGCUUUGAUAAAAACACUCCAACGUGUCAGGUUUAGAAGAGGAGCUAACACAAAGGAUCAACCGGAGUUCGAUAAAAACAAGAGGCUCCAUUAUCCCAAAAACGUGUUUCUUAAUUUUGAUUUCAAAAUGGCUGAUCUGUAUGGAAUUUCGUAUUACGUUUUGAUUCUUUUCGGAAUCUUCUUAGCACUUUAUCUUUAUUUAACACGAUAUUUUGGAUAUUGGAGUAAACUCGGAGUACCUGAAGUGCCUCCAAUGAUUUUCACGGGAUCAAUGCGUUUAGAUUUUAGCACUCCUCAUGGUGUACGUGAGCAGAAAUGGUACAAGAAAUACGGAAAAAUUUUUGGAAUUUACGAGGGAUCAAAUCCAGUUCUUAUGAUAGCUGAUCCAAAUUUAAUGAAAGAUAUUUUAGUAAAAGAUUUUCAAUCUUUUAUGGAUUUAAGAAAUCUUAAAUUUGGAGAUCCAAUUAUUGACAGGAUGCUCUUUGUACAAACCGGUAAAAAAUGGAAAGACAUGAGAAGUAUUAUGACUCCCGCUUUCACUAUUAGUAAAAUGAAGAUGAUGACAAAGUUAAUUAAUGAAUGUGCCCAAAUAUUAAUCGAUAAUUUCUUAGAAGCAGCUGGAAAUAAAAUAGAAGUUGAUAUUGAUGAGUAUUUUGGUGCGUAUAUUACAGAUGUUACUGCUAAAUGCGCUUUUGGUAUUACAUUAGAUUCGCGAAAGGAUCCAAGUAAUCCUUUUGUAAAGGCUGUCAGAAAAACUAUGAGUCCUGUUCCAUGGAGAGUUUAUUUAUCAAUUUUAUUCCCUGGUUUGGCUAAAUCCCUUCGUUUAUCAUUCUUUGAUCCUACCACAUCCCAAUUUUUUAAGCAAGUCAUAAUGGAAGUGAUCGAGCAAAGGAAGAAAAUGAAAGAUGAAGAUAAACCAAACGACUUUCUACAGUCUCUUUUAAAUCUAGAGAGAGACGUUAAUAAUGCCGAAAAGAAAAGUUUAGAAUUGGAGGAUAUAGUAGCCCAAUGCAUCAUGUUCUUCAUCGCAGGCUACAUUACAACAAAUGCUACAUUUUUAUUUGCUGUGUAUGAACUUGCUGUACAUCUAAACAUCCAAGAAAAACUUAUAAAAGAAAUUGAUGAAACGUUUAAGGAUAAAGAAGACGUGGAUUAUGAAUCAGUUAUUGAGAUGAAAUAUUUAGACGCGUUUCUUCAAGAGAUACUCAGAUUAUAUACGCCAUCACCGAGGCUGGAACGAGUGGCAACACAAAAUUAUAUGCUAAGUAAUACAGGAAUAUUGAUCCCAAAAAAUUCUCUUGUAGGCAUGCCUAUUUACGCUUUAUGUCGGGAUCCUCAAUAUUUCUCAGAUCCUGAUAGAUGUAUUCCCGAAAGGUUUUUACCAGAAAAUAAAGAAGAUAUCAUUCCUUAUAUUAAUUUACCAUUUGGAAUAGGACCUAGAUAUUGUUUAGGAAUGAAAUUUGCCAUGCUAGAGAUAAAAAUAGCUCUGAUUAAAGUUUUACAAUGUGUCAGAUUAAGAAGAGGAACGAACACAAAGGAUCGACCUGAACUAGAUGCCGCCAAAGUCCUUCAUUAUCCAAAGAAUGCAUUUCUUAAAUUAGAGUUGAGAAAAGAUAAAGUAAUCAGAAAAUGAAACCUUUAAUUAUAUUUCUAUUGUAUGGUUAUGGCUAUUUAGUCACAUGAUUGUCCUUCAUUUCACUUAACAGUAGGCUCUAAUUUUAAAAAAUUAAUAUCUUAGAAUUAACAGUUAAAAAUGAUAUUUCUAAAAAUUAAUUUAUUCAUGAAUAUUUUUAGUUUUGUUUUAUUCUCUGCAGUAUUAGUCCAAGAAAAGAGUAGAGUAAUCCUGUGUUAUUUAAUUGAUUUAAAUAUGAAUUAAAUCUAUAAUGAGUUGAAAUGUUAAAAGUUUAUAAUAAGGAUUUAAAUGUUUAUUUUCUUAUAAUUUAAAUUUUUCAAUACACCUUCGAACACACUGAUUACAAAUUGAACUUAUUUCAAUACAAAAUAAUUAAUUCUUUGUUAUUUUAAGUUUGCCACAAAUAAAUAUAAUUACGUGGCUUUAAUUCAGGAAAAUGAGCUAAUAAAAUGAAAUUUCC